AUGAACUGGGGAAUCGCUACGUCUACUGGUUGCAACAAAAUAUCAUUGAUGCAACUUACCUACAAGGCGAUUCAGCAAAUCACCACCACUCUACGGCUCGACGAACAAGACGAGGACCUCAAAGCAUUCUAUUCCAAACUUAUCGUCUACUGCACUAUAAUAGAGAGCCGGCUAAUCUCUUUUCGCGAAACCGAUUUUUCACCUAGCAGCCUUGUCAAUUUAUUGUCAACCCCUUUGGAACGAAUAUUCACCGAUACCUUUCGUCGUCUCUUGGUUAGUUCCUGGCCACUGGAAUUAGCCAAGCUUCACGGAAGAAUCAGAAGUAUCAAAAAUAACGCCGCCAAAAUCGAAAUCCUUGGAAUCUACUUGGAAAUUGGAUCAACAUCUGACGUUCACGAUGAGAUUGCGAAAUCCCUGGACUUUUGUGAAAAUGAGCUCAGGGUCAGAUACCCAGAAGACUUAUCCCACUGGGCUUUUGAAGAUCUGGCUCCCCAGUUGAGUAUCAGCGAGCCUACCUACGCCGUCUGGAACGCAGCCCAAUCGAUAUUUAAAGCCAUGGUGUCAUGCAUGGAUUGUCCUUGCACACCAGCACAUGACCUUAGCGCUCGUCUCUUCAUGGGAACUUAUCGAAAGCCCGAGAUUCAGUCUAACGAUAAGAUAGACCAAGUUGACUUCAACAUGUUUCUAUCAUCCCAGCAGAACUGGCAAGAAGCGAUCGUUCACACAACUAAAGAGAAAAAGGUUCAGAUAGUUAUCGACGAACCGCACGGUCAGCGACCAAAGAAGGAGUGCAUUAGGACUAUGAAAGUCAAAAGCUUAUGUGAACCGAUCGCCAAGAUUAACUCCAAAGCUUCAUAUCGUCUUGUCUUCAAGGUCACCCAAAACCAACUAUUUAAGCUGCAGUCGGAAAGAAGUGGCAAGCCGAUUGAUAACUCACAAAGCGCCGUGUCGCUCGAUGAGUUCUUGAGAAACAGAUCUGGAUCUUUGACGGAAAAGACAAAGCGUAUCUUGGCGGUGAUCCUUGCUUCCGCUGUUUUCCAUCUUCACAAUACUCCAUGGUUACAAUCUACCUGGAGCUCAUCCGACAUCUUAUUCUUUCGAACACCAUCAUCAGCAAUACCACUCAGACCAUUCAUUCAUAGACCACUUUCAAGUCUUCAUCAAACCGAAGAACCGAUUUCAAAUGAUGGAACAGCCCUGGACUCAGACGACAUCGAUCCAGAUGAUAUUGAUCCAGACGACAUCUUAAGCCAUGAUUGCCCCACACUCGUCAUUCUAGCGAUUAUGCUAUUAGAGUUGUACUUUGUGGCCCCUUUUGACAUCUUGGCCCAAAGAUUCAACAUCAAUCUCGAACCAGAUUCGCAGACCACAGCCUUUACAAGAUAUAUGGAUGUCAACUAUGUCUUCAAAGCUUGCCAAAAGGAAAUUCCCAAUAACUCGCAGUUCUACUUGGCCGUUGAGAACUGCUUGGAUCCAAAGGUCUGGCAGGAUGAAGAAGGGAGGAAGCUCGAUGAGCCUACAUUGAGAGCCAAGAUCUACAAGAGUGUCGUUCUACCGCUCGAGACGGAGCUGAGUCAGGCUUAUGGCGAUGUUCGGAUUGAGGAUCUAGACCGUAUUGCACAAGAUAUUGACUUUGGGUGUUGGGGUCAACCGCUGAAAACACGGGAUCAACAGAGCAGUACUUCAAAUGCGAAUGGUCGUGUUUCUGUAUCCGCAGACUGUCCUCGUCAAUGUUCAGACGUGCUACCAUUACGACAUCAACACACGGAUGAAAACAGUCGCGACAGCAGAGCGCUGAUGGAUCCCCCAUCGAACAAGAGAAGAUGCAGUCGCUCCCCCAGUGGCGUGGAAUCCAAUGGUGUCUUGUCCGAACUAUCAUCCCUACCAGACGUACCAUCUUACUCCCGCUCAUCUUACACCGUCGGUAUCCUCUGCGCCCUCCCACUCGAACUUCUUGCGGUGAGGGCGCUAUUCGACGCCAAGCACGACAGUCCUAGAUACAUACGUGGAGACAGCAACACAUACGCACUGGGUACAUUGAGCAAUCAUAUGGUAGUGGCAGCUUGUCUCCCAGCUGGCGAGUACGGGACGAAUGCAGCUGCAGACUCAGCGUCCAACAUGAAAAGAACAUAUCCCAACAUUGAAUUCUGUCUUCUCGUUGGUAUUGGGGGAGGUGCUCCAACUCAGGAUAAUGAUAUAAGGCUGGGUGACGUGGUUGUGCAUGUUCCAACAGAGAAGCACAUGUGCAUAAAAGAACACCCAGGCCAACCAACCAUCCAGAGAUCCACUAUGGUCUUAUCGCGUCAGGAAACAGGGUACUAA
Messenger RNA from Fusarium graminearum PH-1, 2322 nucleotides. RefSeq lists its product as uncharacterized. Gene Ontology annotation, molecular function: catalytic activity. Lineage: Eukaryota; Fungi; Ascomycota; Sordariomycetes; Hypocreales; Nectriaceae. Bases 1 to 2322 code for a protein of 773 amino acids. The record is from RefSeq and is a predicted model, not a curated record. The transcript has 2 exons. Gene Ontology annotation, biological process: nucleoside metabolic process.